Molecule: messenger RNA, 4900 nt
Organism: Lethenteron reissneri (Far Eastern brook lamprey)
Lineage: Eukaryota; Metazoa; Chordata; Hyperoartia; Petromyzontiformes; Petromyzontidae
Product: nuclear factor 1 X-type-like
Biological process (GO): regulation of transcription by RNA polymerase II
Cellular component (GO): nucleus
Molecular function (GO): DNA-binding transcription factor activity, RNA polymerase II-specific; RNA polymerase II cis-regulatory region sequence-specific DNA binding
Source: RefSeq, a predicted model, not a curated record
GGGCGGUCGUUAAUAUUCAUGAGGUGACGUCACGGGGCGGUCGUUAAUAUUCAUGAGGUGACGUCACGGGGCAGCGUAAAAUUGCGGGUCCCUCACUCCUAGUGCCAAAAAAUGUCGAUGAUUUUAGAGAAGUCCGCCAUGUUUGGGCAUCAGGAUGAAUAUCACCCGUUUAUCGAGGCCCUGCUGCCCCACGUGCGCUCCUUCUCGUUCGCCUGGUUCCACCUUCAAGCUCGCAAACGUAAGCACCUCAAGAAGCACGACCGGCGGAUGUCAAGCGCAGAGGAACGGGCGGCGAAGGAUGAGCUCCUCGCCGAAAAGACCGAGGUGAAACAGAAGUGGGCCUCCCGCCUCCUGGCCAAGCUCCGCAAGGACAUCCGUCCCGAGUGCCGUGAAGACUUCGUUCUGUCCGUGACGGGACGCAAGCAGCCCUGCUGCGUGCUCUCCAACCCCGACCAAAAGGGCAAGAUGCGUCGCAUCGAUUGCCUACGGCAGGCCGACAAGGUGUGGCGCCUUGACCUUGUAACGGUCGUCAUAUUCAAGGGCGUUCCACUUGAGAGUACGGACGGAGAGCGACUCGCCAAGUCGACUCGAUGCCUUCACCCAGGGCUGUGCGUUCAGCCCAUGCACGUGAGCGUCUGUGCCCGAGAACUCCACCUCUACAUCGCCUACCAUGCCACCCCAGCCUCACGUGCAGAUUCUGGAGAUUCAGACAGCCCAAAGAAUGAAAAUAUGUCCCUGGCUGACACCGAAAUUAAGACAGAAAACGGUAUCUCUGGCUACCAGGAAAGUUUUGUGACCCUCGGAGUUUUUGGAAUAAAUGAACUCAUACGAGUUUCCAGAGCACCUAUCGUGAGCGGGCCGGGUGUGGCAUUUGUGUCCGAGACCGAAAACUCUGCUUAUUUCUCCGCCAUCGGGAGACUCGGUCACGGAUCUGGGUCCGGUCCAAUCUCACCCGGACUCGUCAGCGCCAGGGACAUGAAAGUGGCUGGGGUGACACCAAUGGAGGCCUUCGACAGACAGAAGUGGAGGAGGGAGACCCGGGCAGCCGACCCCAUAGCAACGUGGGAACAGUGGCCUAAGCGCCACAAGCCCGGGGACGGUCUGGAUGAGCCCGGCUCGGAGGGGGGCGGAGGGUUUUAUUCUCGACACGAGGACUCGGACUGGGGCAGCCACAACGCAGAGACCAGUAACAACUACUACUACAACAGCAACAACUACAGCUUCAACAACUACAAUUACAGCUUACCAGGCCACCUGUCCCACGGGCCAGGUUUUCCUCCGCCCUCCAUGUUGCAGCGUUCCUUCUUCCACCCAGCCCACCCCUGCAUCCGUUACCCUGUGGAUGCCAUGUUGGGUGGUGGCAGUGACAACGCAGACCAUGGCUCUUCCUCGCAGCCCAAUGGCGGCGUAGGGAAGUCGGCUUCUGUGGCUGCCGCGGCAGCUGCAGCUUCUGCUGCAGCGGGAGCGUCUUUCCCGCCGGGGCUGCUCACGCAAGUCUCCAGCGUGACACGGCCAAUCCCCCUGGUGAUGUCGGCCGACAGGAAGCUGAUGACGUCAGUGUCCGAUGGCCGUGUGACGCCCGUUGCCACGCCAGUUCUCACCAUGAAACACGAGUUGUAUCAGCAGUCCUCUGAGGAGUCGGCACAAGGAUUUUCAAACUUCUGAUAAUUCAACUGCAUUCAACUCCACUCCAUUCCACUCAGCGAAACUUCAAUUCAACUCAGCAGCGUUCAAAUUCAACUCAGAUUCAACAUGUCCACUUAGCGCAAUACAACUUGACUCCAUUCAAUUCCACACACAUAAACUCCAUUACAUUCAACAAAACCCAACUUGACUCAACGCCACUCAACACAGCUCAAACCAAUCCACUCAGCUUCAAAUAUUUCAACUCAAUGUCACUUGCACUUAAUCUCAAUCCCACUGUCAACUGAACAUAAUUCAACUCGACUGAACUCGAGUCACCUCAACUCGAUUUCAUUCAACUUCACUCAACUUCACUUCACUCCCACUCAACUCACCUAAUCUCAAAUCCACUCACCUCCAGCAAAACUCAGUUCCACUCAACUCCGAUUCCACUUCAGUCCUCUCCACUACACCCACGCAACUCCACUCAACGCAGAUCCUCACGACUCACUAAUUUCCAGUCCUCUAAAGUCGAAAUUAUUCAACCCCUCCAAACUCUUAAACUAAAUUAAACUCUUAUUAACUCAAUGUCCGUGUAACUUGACUCCAAAAUACCUGCACUCCAUUCAUAUCCACUCAACUGCGUUUGAAGAAACUCAACUCCAUUCAAUUCGACUACACUCCACUCAACUCCACUUCCACUCCUUUACACAGCAACUUACAUGGUGGAGUGCAACUCAAUUACACUUAAUUUGUCUUAAUUCCACUAAACCCGUUCAACUCGGUUUAACUUCGUUCAUCUCCCAAUUCAACUUUCCUCAACUUCAAGGCCCUGUUACUCAACUCCAUUGAACGCGUCUCGAUUCCCUCCGGCCCCAUUAAGUCUCCUGAAGCCAGUAUUAGAGCGUCGGUAAAAAUACUCGGAAGCGCACAUGAGUGUCGAGAGAGAGUACUGGCGCUCAUUUUUAAGAUCCAGUAUUUUUUGGAAAUUCUUGGAAGCCCCUGUGGGGCGAAGGAAGAAGCUGCCUUUCGUUUCUAAGACCCUGUGUUUGUAGAAAUCGUCGUAAGCCCCGCCGAAACGGCUUUUUUACAACUCGUAGGAGUAGCAGAACUUCCAAGUGUUUCUACCGGCCAUUACAGAGUAUGUGAAUGUAAUAAGACUGAUGGCGGUGUAGAUGUUGAUCAUUGAUGAUGAUCAUCAUCAUGGUAGUGGUGGAUGUGAUAAGCAAUGUUUAUCAAUUCAGAUUUGUAUUGAUGACUUUAUUAAAUGAUGGUGGAUGCGAUGAUGAUUGAUAUGAUUGUGAUGACUGUUGUGGUGGCGAUGCUGAUGAUGAUAAGCAUUACUUUAUUAUUAGUGUUAUAUAGUUUAUAUAUAUACACGCACUUGCAAGCUGUUAUAUACAUAUAUAAAAAAAAUCCUGGACAGCUCAUUAUAACCGAUCGUUUGCUCAAAAACAAAUGUAACUGCUUCACAUACAUAAAAGUCCAGCUCUUGUUUUACCUGGAAAUAUUUAAAAAGUAAUAUGCAUACAUCAUACGAUAUUAUUACGAAAAAGAGAAUGUGUAUUUUUGUAAUACGGUGAUAAAAUCUGAAUGUUCAUAUCGGGGUUGGCAAAAAAAAGGCAUUUGUGGUUUUAAGUUUUAAAUUGUCAAAAUAUAUACUGUAUUAUAUUAAAGUUAUAUAUAACGUAACAAAAUAUAUUUUAAAGGUUUUCUUGUGAUAAGAUUGUGUUUUAAAGGAAGACACAACCGAAAAGAUCAGAUUUUUUUCUCGCAACACGCCUAAGAGACCUUAGUUCUGUGCAGUUCUGACCCAACACGAGUCUGAAUCUUCGUUUCGGGGGGGGGGGGGGGGGGUGAAAAUUUAUAGAUAAAUGUCUUUCGUCAGUGCCGUUAUAGCGCGCUCUCGUGGCCUCAUUGCCGUGUGAACACCGUACAUUUGAACGAGACUGUCAUGACACCCGACGCAUGCUGGGGAGCCAGUGAUACAUCUGUUGCGAUGCCGUGAAGCAUGCUGGAAGCUGGCCAUGUUAAGUCAAUGAACGUUGGCUCGUGCUGGGGAAUUUGAACAGAAAUGUCUGUUGCUGGGCCGAUUCGACAGGGUUUUCUUUGAGAAGGAAUUUGGCAGUUUUAUAUUUACAGCAGUGGAUAGAAGCUGUCACACUGCCACGUGUCAACGUUUUUGUAACAAAAUGCACUUUUUUUUGUUGCGUCUUCCUUUAAGAUAUUAAGAAACCCCAUCGACUUGAUGGGUUUUUAUUUUCUAUAUUUGAACUUAAAGUUGCGGUCACUAAGCUUACGAUUAAUUGAGUUUGAACAUGGAAUUCAGUUAAUGGAUUUAGAUUUACUCUUCAAUUUGAUUAAUUUUAAGAGCAUUUGGGUCACUUAGGUAUGUUCAUUAUUAAUACAUAAUUAUUUAAAUCGAUUUAAAAUAAAUCAAUUCACAAUCACAUUGAUUUUAAACAGACAACCUUGGUAAUGUUGCCGUCCUUUUCAUGAAACAAAACAAAGAAAUACUUUGCAUUUUCACUAACCAGACAUAUACACCUGAAAAAAAAUCCUCCAUGGGAUGACUACAAGGAAGAACUUUACUUGCUGUCUUUUUUUUUUUAGGUGGCUGGGUGGCUCAGGGUCAUAAUGGCCAUGUCAGAGAUGCUGAGCUGGAACUGCUGAGGCCCUGGGUUCGAGACCUGGGUCUGAGUCUCUCUCAUCAACCCUCUACACUUGGGAACCUGGUUUAAUAGAGGUAGACUGAAGCUCACAUUUUAAUUCCAGGAUCUCAGUGUUUUUGACAGCCAUUAUGAACCCGAUUCCACUGAUAUUAAGCCCCUGAUAUUGACGCGCAGACCUUUAAUUCGGGAUCGUCAGUGCUGGCUUAGUAUCUCUGAUGUAUCACUGUAAGAACAUUUUUGUUGGUAAUCAACAGUCGAUUGUGGAUUUGGGUUGUUACUAAAUUUAUAUUUUAAACCUGGUUGAAAAUUUGUAACUAAGUUUAAACAACAAUUCUUCAAUAAACUAGGCUUUUAACUGCGCUCCGUUACUGGUUUUUGCAAUCGUAUAAGGAAAUGCAGUGAACGUAACUCCAAGAAUAUGUUGAACUACAUGAGCAUUUUUUUCAACAUCGCUGACAUUUAUUAUUGGUAAAUUGUCGAUUUUUAAAACUCAUAAAAAGACUUUUCAGCUUUUUGUAUUUUAAGCAUUAUAAAUGUGCAAAGGGUUUCAACUUUCUUGUUCAUGUACCUUGGUUUUAACAACAAUAAAACAUUUAUGAAAUGAG